AUGUUAGAUGGAAUAAUUGUACGAGCUCAGAUUAUUGCGGUAAUUGCAAAUAUGAUAUUAUCUACAAUUGCAAUUAUAGUUAUUCUUAUAACGAUAAGAAUAAUUCGAAAAGAAGGUAUCACAGAGCUAAAUAAUGUCGCAAAAAUUUUACCCACAGCUUUAGAUAGCAUUAGCUAUUGUGAAAUUUCCGCUCCUAUUGUAGCAACAAUUGCUAAUUGUAUGAAAAUACCAUUAAAUGAGAUUGUGAAAGAAUAUAAAGAAGGUAGCAUUAAACGACGAUAUAUCGCUUUGGAAAUAUUUCAUAGUGAUUCGCUUACAUGGAAAUUACUAUGGAAAUUUCCAUCAAAAUUUAUCAAUUAUGGAUAUAUCGGUGAAGAGCUUAUUGUUAAAGCAAAUUAA
Molecule: messenger RNA, 399 nt
Organism: Brugia malayi
Lineage: Eukaryota; Metazoa; Nematoda; Chromadorea; Rhabditida; Onchocercidae
Exons: 3
Coding region: 1-399 (132 amino acids)
Source: RefSeq, a predicted model, not a curated record